Molecule: messenger RNA, 3045 nt
Organism: Syzygium oleosum
Lineage: Eukaryota; Viridiplantae; Streptophyta; Magnoliopsida; Myrtales; Myrtaceae
Exons: 3
Coding region: 171-2627 (818 amino acids)
Source: RefSeq, a predicted model, not a curated record
CUUCAUUCGACCAAAAAAAAAAAAAAAGAAGAAGAAGAAGCUUCAGAUCAGAGCUUUGGCAAAAAGCAUCGGCUCCGCGACCGCAAAGACGCCGGCGACGCCCAACUCGAGCUCUGACUCGGUGGACGACGAGUUCGACGCGGAUCGAGGCUCGAAUUGCCGGCCGUUCGAUGGAGGACGACAUGGACUCGCUCUUCGAAGGCAUGGUGCUGUUCACGCCGUCCCAGCUUUCCGACCAGCCCGAAAGCGGCGGUGCGAAUCAGCCCCAGCCUCACGAUCCGAUCCAUCCUCCUCCUCCUCCGCCGCCGCCGCCGCCGCCGCAGCCGCCGGUGGAUGCGGAUGCGGCGGCGGCCGCGUCCGAGCCGCUCGACGAGAAUCUCUUCUCCGACCUCACCCUCGUCGGUCCUCUGCCGGACCUGCCCGAGAACGGCCACUCCCCUCCUCGAUUGAGCCCCAGUCCUUCUCUCGAGACGGAGACGAGGACGGCGCCGGGUCGUUCUGCGGCGCGAGAGAUUCCUCCUCCUUUAACUCGGCAGAUGUCGAGAAAGAAGAAGAGAGCUGCUGGUUUGAGGAUCGGAUAUGGAAGAGACGCGCCGGUCGCGGCUUCCGCCGAUCGCGCGUCUCCUGUUCCGAUCUCUCCUUCUGAUGAUGCGAGUUCGGUCUCUGUACCAGACGCGAGAUCGGAGUCCAAUAUGGACAGUAGCAGUAACGGUAGGAAUAGCUUCUCAAUGUCUGCAUCUGCUCCGCCAGAACAAGAAUCAUCCAAUGUUGCUUCACUCGCAUCACAGCCUAACCAUCGCAGUCUAGAAGUUUCAGAAGAUUUAGAGGAUGCCACGGAGGAUCCUUCACGAACUCCGGGGACUAGUGACAGUGAAGUAAUUCAGCACGAUACGAGAGUUGUAGAGAUAGAAUCAGCUCUCGCAUCCGAGGCUACUGAGACGACAAAACACGGCGACGAUGGUGGCGAGCGUACGAAGAUGGAUGAUUCAGUUGAGACCAAAUUCGAGCGAAUUAAGGCUCAGGUUGCCGAGAAACUCAACCGGGCUCGGGAAUUGGCAGCUUCCUUAUCUGCUGCGAAGAAGGACUGCGUGAGGAAGAGAAGAAAGGCUGCUGAGAACGUGACUUUGGCUUCUACCAAGCACAAGGAACUGGAGAAGAGCUUGGAGGAAGCAUGUGAGGCUGAAGAUUUCGAGAUGGCUGAGAAGGUCAGUGAAAGCCUUGCUGCUGCUGAAAAGGAGAGACAAGCUUUGGUGGAUGCACUCAGAGCUAGUGAAGCCGAAUGCGAUGCCAUUAAUGCGAAGAUGCAGGAGGUUUUAAAUGCACAGAUUGCUGCUGAGGAUGAGUGUGUUUCUCUGUUGGAGGAUUUCUCUAAGGAUGCAACUGCUAGUGCUGACCUGAUAGUGAAGAAGGCAAACUUGCUGCAUGCAGAGGAAAUGGACAAAUGGCUUUCAUCAAGUGACGAUUUAGAGGCGAAGAAGAUGGAGCUUGAAAUUGAGUCAUAUCUGAUAACUGAAGCUCGUGAAGGAGUGAAUGUUUCCAUUGAUCUUUCAAUUGACGAUGACAGUAGAGAGAAAGAAAAACUUCUUAAGAAGAAGGAUGUGUUGUUGGAGGAAUUGGAGAAGCUACUUAAUUUAGUGAAAGAGAAGGAGAAGGAAAUUGCUGAGAAUGAUGCUACCAUUGAAGCAGUAGAGAAGCGUAUUGCUGGUGUGGUAUCUGGAUUUCAGGACAUGCAAUUAGAUAUUGGUACUAAAUAUGAUAGAAUGAAAUCAAAGCUCUCUCAGGUUAAUGUGGAAAGUGAAGCUUUAUCAAUCAAAAAGAAAGAUAUUGAUAAUGCACUCUCUCAAGAAGAGAAUAAAGGAGCAAAGAUUAGGGAACUUGGGAGGAUUGCUGCAGAUGAAGCAAAAGCAUGUCAUGAAGCUGCAGGGUUGAGAAAAGGUUUAAUGCUCGGCAUUUUGGAGUUCAGAGAAAGUAAACUGGGGCUGAUGAAGACUGAGGAGAAAUUUUCUGAAGAUGUCAAGAGGCUCCAACAAGAAGCUUCCUCUGCAAGAGCUUCUCUACAGGAACUGUCUUCAAAUAAGUCCGGCCUCCAGCAGGAGAUAGCUUCAUUCGAGCAGAGGAUACUUUAUGUGGACAAGAGACUUCCAGAACUAGAGACCGAGAAAAAGGUUGCUGCUGCUGCAAGAAAUUUCAAAGAAGCUGCACGAAUAGCUGCUGAAGCAAAGUCGUUGAGCACUGAGAAGGAAGGAACACAAAUGGAGCUUGAAAGAGCCACCAUGGAUCUGGCAAAGCUUGAAGAAGAAAUUAAAGAAACUGUUGAUAAAUUGCAGGAGGCUGAGGAACAGAUCUUAUUAAGGGAGAGGGAUUUGGCGGUGGCUAGAUUCCAGAGGUUACUCAUAACUGCUAGUGCUGCUAGUGCUGAAAGAGCUGCUGCUCUGGAAUUGGGUGACCAUGAAGAAGCAGACAUUUUACUUGCUGAAGCCGAAGCUGCAAAAUUCGAAGCCCAAAAGCUCCGAGCGGUAUAUGAUUUGAAGGAGGAAGAUUUUUGCAAUCAACCACAAUUAGCAAUUAGCAAAAUUAGCAGAAUUAGCUGCAUCUGUUCAUCUUACCCCAGCCUCAUGACGACAUAGUGCAUUUGGAGAUGACUGACCUUUUUUGGCAUGACAGGCUUCAAAAACUCUGGUCAUGUGUAUUUUAAGGGAAUUAGCCUGGACGGUUCAUCUUGCCUUUGGCUAGACGCUUUCAAACCUCAGUGCCUAGAAAUGACAAGUGCGGCAUUCUUCGGUCUUUGACUGGUAGCAAAUUUGGUAUGGGCUUUGAAGAUUUCAGCGACUUCAUUUAUGGUAGAGGAUGUGAGAAUUCAGCUUCUCCAAGGCAAUGGGAGGAGUAAUUUUUUGUAUAUUUGUUGAGUGAAAGAUCAAAUACAUGUCUAUUCUCAUACAGAAUAAUGUCCAACCCAAUACAAAAAGGGGAUUGUGGAUGGUGUGGAAAAUAGCCAGAGCUUUCUUGAGAUUUUCUUUUAUUUAAGUUAUUUUUUUGUUUUGCUCC